AUGACUUCAGGAGUUGAUGGUCCGUUCGAAACUUCUUCCAAAAGCUUUACAGGUGUGGAGACCCAAAGGAUAAGGCGACGUUCUCCAGAAAGUCGUGCGUUCGGCAAAGGUAUCUUUGAAUCGCGUCACAGUUCCUCAAGCAGAAAUAGAGAAGGUUCUACGAUAUCAUGGCAAUUGAUCUGUUCUAGUACUUCAGUCGCUGUCAGCUCGUUUUUGGUUUUCCUUCUCGGAGUUAAUAUUGUCAUCCAAUACCGGACCAUGGUGCUCGAGGACAGAGCAGGUCUGAUUCGUAAGAGUUUCUACCUCAUUUUCAGCGUUCUAGCAAUUUACGCGAUAGUUCAGUUCAACGUUUGGCUGCUCGCUAAGUUGAAACCCUCCUCGGUCAGACGCAGUCGGGACUCCGUAAACUACGAAAGGCUAAGUAGCGUCGAGGCUAACAUAGAGCUGGAUAGCUUGAACUAG
Torulaspora delbrueckii is the source of this 462-nucleotide messenger RNA. RefSeq lists its product as uncharacterized. NCBI's taxonomy places the organism in Eukaryota, Fungi, Ascomycota, Saccharomycetes, Saccharomycetales, Saccharomycetaceae. The transcript has a single exon. The coding region runs from base 1 to 462 and encodes 153 amino acids. The record is from RefSeq and is a predicted model, not a curated record.